Molecule: messenger RNA, 711 nt
Organism: Ixodes scapularis (black-legged tick)
Lineage: Eukaryota; Metazoa; Arthropoda; Arachnida; Ixodida; Ixodidae
Product: kelch-like protein 2
Exons: 3
Coding region: 1-711 (236 amino acids)
Molecular function (GO): protein binding
Source: RefSeq, a predicted model, not a curated record
AUGGCCCAGUUACCCGACUCUGUUGUGCUGUGCCGACAGGAAGACGACUCCACCACGGAGUUCUCCGUGCCCCGGUCCAUUUUGUCGAUGGCGAGUCCCUACCUACGGGAAACCGUCCUGGAAACUUCCGGCACUCAGCAGAUCAAGCUGCAGUUCAAUAACCUCUCCCAGGCCUCCUUCGAGGGACUCAAAGUCUACCUGCAGAACGGAUCGCCACCGGUGACGUGCUCCAAUGUCACGGACCUGUACAGCAUCGCGUACAAGCUUAGGCUUCAGCCGCUGGUGACGAGAUGCCUGAAGUAUCUGGCCGAGGCCGGGCCCGUGGGCCGCCAACUUGUCCUUCUGUGCAACGCGGCUCGUCUCGGACUGAAUGACGAAGAGCAGGCCGCCCUGAAGUACCUGGCGGAGCGGUUCGACACCGCCGUACGGAAUCGGUUGUUUUUGGAGCUGGACUGCAAGGGUGUCUGCACCUUGCUGAGUUCGGAUGUCUUAGCCACGGCUUCAGAAACCGGGGUACUUCUAGCCGCAUUGACUUGGCUCGAGCAUGACUACGAGGCGCGACUCAAGUUCGGAGACGCCGUGCUGGGAUGCGUCCGCUUUCCUCUGCUUCCAGAGAACAUUCUGUUUGACUGCAUGGAGUCGCAUCCUUCCGGCCGUCUCACCCUACAGGGCCCUUUCGUCAGAGACAAGCUCAUGGAAGCUGUCCUGUGA